Molecule: messenger RNA, 1338 nt
Organism: Cylicostephanus goldi
Lineage: Eukaryota; Metazoa; Nematoda; Chromadorea; Rhabditida; Strongylidae
Source: the annotation of a GenBank genome assembly
GCAAGUUCACGUAUCGCUUUGGAAAAGACUUUGCCGAGAAUAGUGAAGCAACUCAAACCUGAGCAGAUCUACAAGAAAGGCAGCCCAGUAGCACUUGAAAUUGAACUUGACCAUGAAGCGACUGAGGUAGCUUGGUUCAAAGAUGGCCAACCCCUUCAGAAAAUGCCGAAGUUCUCGACAGAAAUGGAUGGAGCAGUAUGUAGGCUAAAAAUUGAUAAGGCAAACGUCAGCGACUCAGGAGUAUAUGUGGUCGUUGCGAAUGGGGUUCAGAGCACCACCAACUUAAGCAUCACUGAUAUACCUCAGUUCAAGAAGAGUGUACCUGCCGAAGUGAGUAUCAAGAAGAACGAGGACAUUUCCAUAAGAGUUCCAUUCAACUGUCCAACCAAGCCGUCUGUAGUGUUGUUAAAGAACGGAGAGCCUCUGAAGGAUGUUGAAGAAUUCCUGGAAGUUAGCGAAAAGGAGAUUUGUUUCCGUAAGAACAAUGCAGAGGUAGCUGAUGCUGGAGAGUACACGAUAGUGAUUACUAAUGAGCUUGGAGAAGAUAGGAAAACGUUGGCUGUGCAAAUCAACGACGUACCACAACAGCCAACAAAUCUUACUUUGGACAGAAAUGACCAAAAUAAGAUCUUGUUGAAAUGGGAUUGUCCAAGUGAUGAUGUUAUCGAGUACUUGGUUGAAAAGAAAGAGCAAAACCGUCGCACUUACCAAAAAUUAGCAAAGGUUCCUGGAAGUAAAGGAUCGUAUGAACUCGAAGCGGACGAAUCACUUGCCGGAUGUUCGUUCAGAGUGACGGCUAUCAAUAAAUAUGGAGCUAGCGCACCGAGUGAAAUCACGAAUAAUGCUGAAAUAGCUGCAUCCGUAGUACCACAGAUCACAGAAGCUCCCACGAUAUCGGAAGUGACUACUGAUGGCUGUGCUUUGACAUGGUCAAAGCCAGAAAUAAAUGGAGGAUCUAAUAUCUCUGGAUACGAUGUAUUUGCUCGAAAAGAAGGAGGGAAAUGGGAAAAGGUGAAUGACAAAGAGAUACAUGAUGAGCACUACGCUGUGAAAAAUCUGCAGCAGGGAGCCAAUUACGAAUUCAAAGUGGAAGCAUACAAUAACGAGGGGCAGUGUUCCAACUCGGAAGUGGUCUCAGCCCCUAUUCGACUCCCAGAAUUAGAUCUCCCCAAGACUACCCCAUCGAUUCCGCAAAUUACUGUCACUGGACCGGACAGUGUUACUGUAGACUGGAAGACACCUGAGGACGAACUAUCCCCAUCAUUUACCGUAGCCUACAAAUCCGAAGGCUCGAGUGUUUGGACAGAGUUGAUGUUCUUAGCGGACCAAGCUUUUUAG